Molecule: messenger RNA, 1516 nt
Organism: Cynoglossus semilaevis (tongue sole)
Lineage: Eukaryota; Metazoa; Chordata; Actinopteri; Pleuronectiformes; Cynoglossidae
Product: ras-related protein ORAB-1-like
Exons: 6
Coding region: 671-1312 (213 amino acids)
Molecular function (GO): GTP binding; GTPase activity
Source: RefSeq, a predicted model, not a curated record
AUUCUGAAAAAGAUGAGAGAAAGAAGUCGGCAGACAAAAGAAGAAGGGCGAGGAACGAGGAGAGAAGGCAGAGUACCCCGGACUGACGCUGGUGAGGGGAGGAAAGGAAGAAAGGACCAGGACGCUGGAAAAUAGUUCUAGAUCUUUACAGAAGUCUUCAGUCCCAGUCAUUAAUAUGAAUGGGCUCAUAUCUCAAACAUCCAUGUCAGAAGAGUAUAGUUUUCAUUCCAUCAUUCACGUGACAUCACAAGUGUCCUGUGUUCUGCUGAGGACACCAGGACUCGUGGAGCUGAGCUUUAACUGAACCUUUAUUUACAACCUGUUUGUUCUGUCACAUUCAAACAUUCUUCUACUUUAACACAGUGACUCAGUGUAACAACGACCACAACAGCACAGAAGCUAGUUUCAUAGUUCAACAGAGACAGUGUGUGUGUGUGUGUGUCAGGUGCUGUCCCCACAGUAACCUGAGCUGCUCCUCAUUAAUAAAUGAUGUAUUUGAAGCAGUCAGCUCACCUGUUAGACCUGAAGGCAGACAGCAACUCUUCACUGCCAUUGGCCCUCCACUGGACACACACACACACACACACACAGACAACAGAGGAGGACGAAACAUCAAAGUGUCUUCAGUUCAGUUUGUUUAUGGGGGGGGUUCACCUGGACCUUGGUCAUCAUGAAUCCUGAAUAUGACUACCUGUUCAAACUUCUGCUGAUCGGUGACUCUGGAGUUGGAAAGUCAUGUCUGCUGCUACGCUUUGCGGACGACACCUACACAGAAAGCUACAUCUCCACCAUCGGAGUGGACUUUAAGAUCAGGACCAUCGACAUGGACGGGAAGACGGUGAAGCUGCAGAUCUGGGACACAGCAGGUCAGGAGAGGUUUCGAACCAUCACUUCCAGCUACUACAGAGGAGCUCAUGGGAUAAUCAUUGUUUAUGAUGUCACCGAGCAGGAGUCUUUCAACAAUGUGAAGCAGUGGUUGGAGGAGAUUGAUCGAUACGCCUGUGAGAACGUCUCCAGACUGUUGGUGGGAAACAAGUCUGAUGUCAUCAGCCGGAAAGUGGUGGACGCUGCCACUGCUCAGGACCUGGCUUCAUCUCUCAAGAUCCCAUUUCUGGAGACCAGUGCUAAGAGCUCUGAUAAUGUGGAGCGAGCUUUUCUAACCAUGGCCUCCGAGAUCCACAAGCGUCUUUCUAGCGAGGGAGGGGGAAUAAAUUCACAGUCAGCAGAGGCCAAGUCCCAGAGCACCAAGAUCAACAGUGCCCCCGUGUGGCUGGGACAAGACAAGCAGACUCAGGGCAGUAACUGCUGCUGAAAUGGACGACUUUACAAAGAAUAAAAUACUAUCAGUGAUCGAUUGUUAUUGACAGAAAACUGACUAAUCGGGAAAUAUGUAUUCUUUGUAGUGGAACUGUGUGACGCUCCCUGACUUCUCUUGGUUUCCCAACAUGUGUCACCUCAUAACCUGUGGUCAGGUCAAUAAAUAAAACUUGUUAAGUAUUAAAAGUAUUAAAAAAGA